UGUUUUUCUCUCCCUCACUCUGCUUCUGUGUUCUGUUUCUCAAUUCAACUUUCCAACAAGCCAACGGCAAUGCCAGAGCUGCAAUCGAAGCCCGAAACUGCCCUAGCUCCGGCUCCGGUUGCGGCUGAGGUGCCAUCUAACGACGCUGUUGCAAAGAAAGCUUCUGAAACAGGGGAAUCCAAGGCUACUGUUGUUGCAUCAGAGAAGACACCAGUUCCUGAAAACAAACAAAGCUCAAGAGGAUCCAUUGAUAGAGAUAUCGCUCUGGCAGAAGUAGAGAAAGAGAAAAAGCUGUCCUAUGUGAAGGCAUGGGAAGAAAGUGAAAAAGCCAAAGCAGAGAACAGAGCUCAAAAACAACUCUCAGCUAUUGCUGCUUGGGAAAACAGCAAGAAGGCAACUCUUGAAGCUGAGCUGAAAAAAAUUGAGGAGCAACUGGAGAAAAAGAAAGCAGAACAUGGUGAAAGAAUGAAGAACAAGGUGGCCUUAGUUCACAAGGAAGCAGAGGAGAAGAGGGCAAUGAUCGAAGCCAAUCGUUGUGAAGAGGUUCUCAAGACAGAGGAAAUGGCGGCAAAAUACCGAGCAACAGGAACCACUCCAAAGAAGACCAUAGGGUGCUUUUGAUUUUUUUGCAUUUUGUGUCUGAUUUCCAAAAUAAUUUGUAAUUGUCCAUUUUGUCCGUGGUUUCUCAUGUUUUGUUCUCAAUGUUUUCUAUGUCCAAGAAAUAGUCCAAAUAAAACAAAAUUUUGUAAAUGUCUUUUGUUUUGAUCAUCUAGCUUGGGCGAAAUGUUCUAUGCAAAGGUGGUGUUUCCUAAGAGUACUACUCUAAUGAUCAACUAAUUGAGUUUCUCUUUAUACAUUCUUCUU
Glycine soja is the source of this 864-nucleotide messenger RNA. Its product is annotated as remorin-like. The record is from RefSeq and is a predicted model, not a curated record. The transcript has 5 exons. The coding region runs from base 70 to 621 and encodes 183 amino acids. Lineage: Eukaryota; Viridiplantae; Streptophyta; Magnoliopsida; Fabales; Fabaceae.